Nematolebias whitei (Rio pearlfish) is the source of this 2131-nucleotide messenger RNA. It is a transcript of the gene lnx2b, whose product is annotated as ligand of numb-protein X 2b. Lineage: Eukaryota; Metazoa; Chordata; Actinopteri; Cyprinodontiformes; Rivulidae. Gene Ontology annotation, molecular function: metal ion binding; protein binding; ubiquitin-protein transferase activity. The coding region runs from base 41 to 2131 and encodes 696 amino acids. The transcript is spliced from 9 exons. The record is from RefSeq and is a predicted model, not a curated record.
UGAUCCUUAUCUGACUCGGGUCUGGACUGAACUCGCUCAGAUGAUGGCUACAACAGAAACAAAGACGUCCAGCAGCACGUCGGGUUUGUCAUGGGCAAGAGUCUGUAAAGAGUGUGGUCAGCAGCAUGAGGGUCAGGACGCCCACCUAUAUGAGUACCAGGACGAUGUAGACGAUGAACUGGUUUGUCACAUCUGCCUGCAACCCCUACUCAAACCAAUGGAUACUCCCUGUGGCCACACUUAUUGCUUUUAUUGCCUCAGUAACUUCCUGAAAGAGCAGGACUUCUGCCCCGUGGAUCGCCAGCGUUUGCAGCUGCAUCAGUGCAGGCCCUCCAGCCUGCUGGUGAGGAACCUGCUGGACAAGCUCACUGUGAUGUGCCCCCACUCUGCAGAGUGCCAGCAGCAGAUGCAGCGCUGUGAACUGCAGCCUCACCUGCACAACAGAUGUUCUGUUUUUAGAAGGCUGAGGGAGGAAGCAGAGAAGAGGAAGAGGCCCUCUUGGCAUGAAUUGAAAGGACGUAAGAGCGACGGAGAUUCUUCUGGAGAUGCUAAACAGUCCGCGACGCAGUCUCGAAAUCCCCACCGGGAUCAGUCUGAGCCUGGUCUGAUUAAUCCUGCUUAUGAGGAAAUCGAUGAUGACAACGCUCCUCUGCGGUCCAGUCUGGUGGCCGAGGCCAACGUGGUGGAGCUGUUCAGAGACGAACCCGAGGAGGAGCUGGGGCUUCGCAUCGUUGGGGGAAAAGACACACCGCUGGGAAACAUUGUCGUCCAGGAGAUAAUCCGGGACUCGAUAGCGUCUCGUGAUGGAAGACUGGCCCCAGGGGACCAUAUCUUAGAGGUGAAUGACAUGAGUCUGGCUUCAGUUCCUCACUCCCGAGCCAUCGCGGUGUUGCAGCAGACGUCCCUCCUCAGGCUCACUGUCAUGCAGGAGAAAGGUUUCAAAAUAAGAGAUCAACGGUCGGAUCAUCACGCUUCCUCUCCAGUUCCUGCUGCCCCCCAGUCCUCACUCGCUCCUCUUGGCAACGCUCCGCCCAGUCAAAACACCGGCAAAGUUCUGCACGUGAUGCUAACGAAGACUCACCGCACGGAGCCGCUCGGCAUCAAACUCAUUCGCAAGUCUGAUGAGAGCGGGGUUUUUAUUCUGGACCUCUUGUCUGGUGGUUUGGCAGCUAAAGAUGGAAAACUGAAGAACAACGAUAAAGUGUUGGCCAUCAAUGGACACGACUUGAUGCACGGCACACCUGAGAGCGCUGCCCAAAUCAUACAGGCCAGUGAGAAGUGUGUGAACUUUGCUGUUAUGAGGCCGGCAGAGACUCAGGAAGAAGCCGGAGGUAGCCGAGAGGGACAACACAGCCGAGGAGCCAGGAGGGCUCCAGAGCUGCAGUACUUCAGGCGUCAGUCCACCUAUUUGAAGGAUCCUCCUAGUGGGUUUACUUGCCAGGAGAAAACUGUGAGCCUGAAGAAGGAGCCUCGAACUUCUCUGGGCAUCACCAUCGCCGGUGGCAGGGAUUGUCGCAGCCGGCUGCCCGUUUACAUCACGAGCGUGCAGCCUGUUGGCUGUCUGCACCGAGAUGGCACCAUCAAAAAAGGUGACGUUCUGCUGAGCAUCAACGGGGUUGAUUUGACCCAGCUGACCUACAACGAAGCCGUUUCUGCGCUGAAGGCUCAGACGGCUCAGUCGCAGGUGGUUUUGCGAGUCAUACAGACCAUCUCUGACGGCUCAGAGAAGGACAUGGAGGUCGGAAACAGGGACGAACUCGACAACGUGGACGACCAGCGAGACGACGUUCACAGCUGGACGCCUCUGUGGACUCACUGGCUGGGUUUACCAAGUCACAUGCACUGGUGCAGAGACAUCGUCCUGCAGAAGAUCAACAACGAGAGUUGGGGUUUCAGCAUCGUCGGAGGCUACGAGGAGAGCCACGGGCAGCAGCAGCCGUUCUUCAUUAAAACCAUCGUGCCUGGAACGCCCGCUCAUUUCGACGGACGCCUCAAGUGCGGUGAUGAAAUUGUGGCGGUGAACGGAGCUACGACUGUGGGAAUGAACAACUCGUCCCUUAUCCCGAUGCUCAAACUGCAGAAGAAUAAAGUCACGCUCACUGUGGUGUCGUGGCCGGGCAGCCUGGUGUAG